GUCCAAUUUCGUUCUCAUCAGUGCAUUUGUGUAGGGCCUGGUCCUCAUAAUGCUUUCUUGCGCACAAAGACGCGUGGCUCCCACACGGGCCGCCCAAAGGGCGACACAAGGUCGUGUCAGCGUGUUGCAAGUGCGGGCGCAGCGUACUUCAUCAGACCCAAGCCCGGAAAUCCUGUCGGCCUUCUUCUACGGCCGUGCCCUCGCCAUCACACUGAACCGGAGGCUCGGAGAGGCGGUCAUCGACUUCGUAUCCGAAGUCAGCAAGUCCUUGGCUGAGCGACCGCAGCGCAUCGCUGAGUUCCAGGAGGAGGUGCAGUCGCUUGCGAGCAAGGAGAUGAGCCGCAGUGGCUUCCUGCCGGAGCGCACUUCCUCCGGAUCGGGCUCCUCCGGAUCUGGGUCGGCGGGCAAGCCGGGAGGCGCCACCGGCAACGCUGGCGUCACCCUGCAGGACCCCCAGGCAGCCAUUGACGACCUCAGGGCGGAGAUCGCAUAUGCGCGUGCAUCUCUGAACGAGAUCCGCGCAGCACGGCAAGCGGGCGCGGCUGCGGGCACCGGCGCGGUGGCAGGGGUAGCUGCUGGCGCCGGUGCUGGCAGCCAGUCAUAAGCUGGUGGAGCCGCCGGCGGAUGGGGCGGAGCGGCGGCAGCGGGCGGAGCGGAUGGAGCAGGCGGAUCAGGAACACGAUUACAGGGACGGACGGAGUGCUGGAGCGUGGAGAAGUGAAGUUUUAACAGCAAUAAUGAGAGCAGGGGCAGUGAGCGGAGCGAAGUCGGCGCGGACGCAACACGUCAUCAGCACUCAGCCGACUACUACCGCCUGCCAUGCCGCAGCAUGAAGCGGGCAACAGUGACCCCAAUUGCAGUUGGGUGCCGGCGGCAGACUGGCAGCGGCGCGUGAUGCACGACGCGGCGAAAUGACUAGUGGCAGCAGCCGAAGCCGGAGCGGUGGAUGCCGGGUGCAGUGCAGUACAGGGGCGGCGCCGCGGCGGCUGAAUGCAGAGGACUCUGGGCAGGAGCAAGAUGGCUGCAGCGCUGUGGCAGGGCUGCGUAGUACAGACCUCGUGACGUGGUAUGACGUGGUAUGAGCUGGCCCGCGCGCUGCUGCUGGGUUGUCAGGGGCU
Molecule: messenger RNA, 1118 nt
Organism: Chlamydomonas reinhardtii
Lineage: Eukaryota; Viridiplantae; Chlorophyta; Chlorophyceae; Chlamydomonadales; Chlamydomonadaceae
Exons: 3
Coding region: 50-604 (184 amino acids)
Biological process (GO): thylakoid membrane organization
Source: RefSeq, a predicted model, not a curated record